GUGAAGCAUAAGGGAAAGGGAAAAUGACAAAUUAGAGAAAGGAAAGGAGAAAAGAAAUGUGAGUGGAAGAGUGUGGCUAAGUGGAUUUGCUUCAAAGAAGAAGAAGAAGAGAGUCUUAUCACUCAUCAGAAAAUGACAUGCAUAGAGAGAGCGUCCCCUGCUUUGAAUCAGAUCCUGCUCAAACUAUACAGUGCUGAGAAGCCCAUGGAGAUUGAUCAUCACUUGUAUGAAUUUGGGUCAGCGGAGUAUCAUAUUCUGUCUGAAGCCUCUGAUCCACGAGUAGCUUUUUUGUCAAUAUCAACUGCACCUCUUUGCCCUGGAGUCCUUGCCACAAAUGAGCUUUCUUCCUAUACAAUUGAAAUGAUAAAGGCACUUUGUCCUGCUGUUGUGGAAAUUGCUGAAUCUAGACGAGAAGGAUAUCAACUUACUCUCAAGCUGAAUCUCACUAAGAUUCCACGUGGCAAAGAUUAUAUCAAGGUAAUUAAGGAAAUUUCAACAGUUCACUCGGUGAUUUUAAGUUCACAGCUGAAAGAAAUAUUGUGGAAUUUCAACUCUGAUAAUGCAAUUAAGGGGAUGCACAAACCCAUCAAACUAGUCUACAAUCCAAGAGAACCUUUCUUUGUCAUUAGACAGCCGCAGCAAAUCAUUGCAGUAUUCCCUAUUCGGUUUGCAGAAAAGUCAGAUGUGAUUAUUUCAACAGCUUUCUUCCAGGAGCUGGUGGAUGUUGGAAGUUCAGAUAGAUAUGCCAAGGCACCACCAUGCAGCUGGUCAGCCAUUCCUCCUCCAGAGCUAAGAGGAGAAGCUUUUGAGGAUUUGAGUACGAAUGGAGGCUUUGUCUCUUUUGAUAUCUCUUCUCACCAUGUUGAUGGCAAAAGGCUAGACAAAACUGUUUGGAAUCUAUUAAAUUUUAAUGCCUAUGUUAGGUACCAUGUAAAGAUCACUAAAGGUUUUAUCCAAAGAAGAAUGAGGAAACGCUUAGAAAAUCUGGUUGAGGUCCUACACCAUAGAGAGUCAUUGGAGCAAGAUAAUGAACAAAUCACAAGGCAUCAAGAUGCAGGAUGUAGUUGUACAAAAAGACUAGUAAGAUCAUCUAAAUACAGCAUCCUGAAACAAAGAUGGGGAAACCUUGGAAGAAAACUAAAGAGGAUUCACUUUCGACUUAAGAUUCAAGGAUUUGGACGAUUUCGUCAACGGUGGUUGAGGUUACCAAAAUUUUCUUCAAGAGAAUAUACGAAGUUGGAUUAGAUUUUUAGGUAGCUUUAUUAGUUUCUAUGUAAUAUAUGGAUAUGGUCUUCAAUUAUGUUUGCUGGACAUGAAAGACAACUAUUGAUCACACAAUUUUCAUUCAUGUCUUACUAUAAAAUCUGACUUUCAACUUCUUGAUUGUA
Messenger RNA from Arachis duranensis, 1388 nucleotides. RefSeq names its product actin-related protein 2/3 complex subunit 2B. The record is from RefSeq and is a predicted model, not a curated record. The transcript has 11 exons. Gene Ontology annotation, biological process: actin filament polymerization; Arp2/3 complex-mediated actin nucleation. Bases 133 to 1245 code for a protein of 370 amino acids. Gene Ontology annotation, cellular component: Arp2/3 protein complex; actin cytoskeleton. Lineage: Eukaryota; Viridiplantae; Streptophyta; Magnoliopsida; Fabales; Fabaceae. Gene Ontology annotation, molecular function: actin filament binding; structural constituent of cytoskeleton.